This is a messenger RNA of Betta splendens (Siamese fighting fish), 1855 nucleotides long. RefSeq names its product ALG11 alpha-1,2-mannosyltransferase (gene alg11). Gene Ontology annotation, cellular component: endoplasmic reticulum membrane. The transcript has 5 exons. Bases 110 to 1585 code for a protein of 491 amino acids. Gene Ontology annotation, molecular function: GDP-Man:Man(3)GlcNAc(2)-PP-Dol alpha-1,2-mannosyltransferase activity. The record is from RefSeq and is a predicted model, not a curated record. Gene Ontology annotation, biological process: protein N-linked glycosylation. NCBI's taxonomy places the organism in Eukaryota, Metazoa, Chordata, Actinopteri, Anabantiformes, Osphronemidae.
GGGGACGCACUGCAGUCAUCCCUCCCCGCCUGCAGGUGGCGCUGCGCGGACGCACACAGCAGGAAAGCGACAUGCUGGCAGAUGAUGUGUUGUUAAACGUGUUUACAAGAUGUCAGGCCACGACGAGCUGGUCUAUUAUUUGUGUGAAUUAACGAGAUUGCUGUGGAAGCUGCUGCUGCCCCUGCUGUUUCUGUGUUUGCUGCUGCUCGCCGUCCUGCUCCUGCUGGUGCUCGCGGUGCGUUUCUGGCUGCAGAGCAACAGGAGCGCGCGCUGGGCGAGAGACGGCCGCCCGGCGGUGGCCUUCUUCCACCCGUACUGCAAUGCUGGUGGAGGGGGAGAGAGGGUGCUCUGGUGUGCUAUCAGGGCACUGCAGAACAGGUAUGCGGAUGUCAACUUCGUGGUGUACACGGGGGACCUGGGUGUGACGGGACAGCAGAUUCUGGAUGGAGCACGCCGGCGUUUCAACAUCGUGCUGCCUCGGCCGGUUCAGUUCGUGUUCCUGAGCCACCGGCUGCUUGUGGAGCCCGGCCUGUUUCCUCACUUCACUCUGCUUGGACAGAGCGUGGGCUCCGUCUUCCUGGGAUGGGAGGCGCUGACCGAGUUUGUCCCGGAUCUCUACAUCGAUUCCAUGGGCUACGCCUUCACUCUGCCACUAUUCCGAUUCCUGGGGGGCUGUAGCGUGGGGAGUUAUGUUCACUACCCCACCAUCAGCACUGACAUGCUGUCUGUGGUGAGAGAGAGGAACCCCAGGUUCAACAACCCAGACUACGUCUCCAACAGCUUGUUCCUGAGUGCCUGCAAGGUGGUCUACUACUGCAUGUUCGCUCUGCUCUACGGCAUGGCGGGCUCCUGCAGUGACCUCAUCAUGGUCAACUCCUCCUGGACCCUCGAUCAUAUCCUGUCGCUGUGGCGUGCCCCCAACCGCACUACCGUGGUCUACCCUCCCUGCGACGUCAGUGCCUUCCUGGACAUCCCGCUGGUUGAGGACGGGGACAGAAAGUGCCACUCCAUUGUUUCUAUCGGGCAGUUCAGGCCCGAGAAGGACCACCGGCUGCAGAUCAGAGCUUUCAAGAGGCUGCUGGAGCAGAGGAACAGGGAGACAGUGAGGCUGGUUCUGAUUGGCGGAUGCAGGAACCAGGAUGAUGAGGAGCGGGUGCUAAUGCUGAGGGGGCUGUGCCAUGAGCUGGGCAUAUCUGAUAGGGUGGAGUUUAAGCUCAACAUAUCCUUUGUGGAGCUGAAGAAAGAGUUGGGGGAUGCCACCAUCGGACUGCAUACCAUGUGGAACGAACAUUUUGGAAUAGGCGUUGUGGAGUGCAUGGCAGCAGGGAAGAUCAUCCUAGCCCACAAGUCUGGUGGGCCCAAGCUGGACAUUGUGGUGCCCUUUGAGGGGGGCCAAACGGGCUUUCUGGCGGACGACGAGUACAGCUAUGCAGAAGCGAUGGAGCGGAUCUUGGCUCUGUCCUCCACCAGCCGGUUGCAGAUCAGGCGCAUUGCCCGUCAGUCAGUGGUUCGCUUCUCAGACGAGGAGUUUGAAGCCUGCUUCCUUGCUGCUAUGGAGCCUCUGAUGGGAACACUUGAACGAUGAUAACAAGACUUUUUUUAAAUUCCUUUUCUGUAUAUUCCUGUUUCUCCAAAUGUGCUGAUUGUGAAUGGUGCAGUUGGCCUUUGUGAGAAAAGUGUCUUCUACAUAGGUGACACCUUUGCUCCGGUGUAGCAUGUACUGUUAUUUGUUUCACUUUUGUUUAGAGAUGGAAUAAUUGUGAAAAAUAGAAAAUCAAACCUUGUAUGUACUAAAAUAUAUUUAACAUGAUAUACUUAUUUUUCAUAUUGAUAAUAAAUGUUAUAAAGAUUGAAA